AUGGUGGAGGCGUGGCGUGUGGCGAUCGGGUGGUACGUCUACACGCACGAGUCACGUGUGCUUAUCCUCGCUGCUGGCCCCAGAUUCUGCUCCCUCACUGCCAUUCAGUUCUCAGCAGCAGGGUUGGUGAAGCUGCCUAAGUUCACAGCGCAGCUGGGCACAUCUGCUGCGCCCACCACCACAUCCACGCACUCGCUCACUGCCAAGCCGGCCCCACCAGUGGUUCUCGCCCCACAGGACGUGCGCAUUGCCAACAUGUACGGGCGCAUAUACUGUGUGCAGGUGGACCGGGUCUCCUCCCUGCUACACAUCUUUCGGUUCUUUCGAGAUGCCAUAGUGCUGCAGGUGUCCAUUCCACUGCCAUCAACGCGAGUGGCAGUGAGUGUGGCGGAUAACCUGCUCCUCGUGCAUCUACCAGCCAUCCACCGCCUCCUCCUCUUCGACCCUCUCCUCAACCACUGGAAACCCAUCUGCCCCGCACUCGCCCCCGCCUUCGCACCACUCUCCUCCUCGCUCCCUCCCUCACUCACUCCCUCGUUCCCUCGCACUCUCUCGCGCUCCUCCACGGGCGUGCUCUGGCGCCUGCACCUCAACCUCCAGUCUCUGGCAGUGUGUGCAGCAGAUCGGUCGUCCCUCUUCCCACUGCUCCAGCGCCGGCGCUGCAACAGGCAGCAGGUGCAUGCCAUCUGCCUCUCACUCUUCUCCGAUCUCCUCGCCCAACGCUCGCCCCUCCCCACUCUCUCCUCCGCCUUCUCCUCCCUGCUCUCCGCAUACGCCACUGCUCUUGCCGCUGCUGCUCGCAAGCCCAAGCCUGUGCAAGACACACCCGGUGCGUCUUCUGCAGUUGCUGCUGGUACUGAUGCCAGCAGCAGGAGAAGCAGCAGCAGCAGCGGCACAGUUGCAGCGAAGCAAGAGGCAGGGGAGGGGGAGAGCGCAGAGCAGCAGCAGCAGCAGCAGGUGGGGGCGAAUGACAGGACAGCGUCAGGAGGAUUCUUCCACGUGGCUGCCGAAUCAGGCGCUGUAUCAGAGACUGCUGUAUCAGGCGGUGAUGGGGGCCUGGGGGAGGCGCUGGAGGGAAGAGGCGGAGCAGGAGCAGGAGGGGGAACGGGAGGGGAAGUGGGGGGAAGAGAACCAGCAACUUUGUCUCGUACGAGUUCUGUGGCUUCUGUGGGGGAGGGGUUGGGGGGGUCCGCUGCGAGGGGUGGUGGUGUGGGUGGUGGGGGAGGGGGAGAAGCAGAGGCGGCGGAUCCUGCAGUGGAGGAGGAUGAGGGGGUGGUGUCGCCAGAGCACCUGCUGCACCAGAUCGAGUUGCAUUUGGAAGCAUGCACGCAGCAGACAAGCAGACACAGAAGCACCCCUGGUGGUGCCGUCACAAGUCCCGGAGAGAGUAGCCGAGGGGACACGAGAAGGGAAGGAGAGGCAGGCGGUGACGGUGGAGGAGGAGAGAAAGGGGAGGAGGAAGGGGGGGUGGAUGGUGGUUGCGGCGAGAAGGAGAUGGAUGGUGGUGCUGCUGCGUGUGGGGCUGUAUGGCAUGACAGCAGCUAUACUGUGGGGGUUCUGGUGGAGCUGAUCCGAUGCAUGGACGAUCUACGGCUGCCGCUGCCAGCCUUUCUGCGCGCACAGUCAUCCCUCGUGCGCCUGCUCGCCGCGCACCACCUCUGGGCCGCACUGCUGCACCUCCUCAGUGCCAAGCUGCUUCGCUUCUCGCCUGCCUUCGCAUGGGACCUUCUGCACCUCUCCUCCUCCCCCUCUCCCCUCUCCACCUCCUCCUCCCCCUCCCCACCUACCCUCCCCCCGGCAUCACUGAAAGCGCGGGCGCGGGUACGAAGGGAGGCAGUGCGGCUGCUGCAGGCGUGGCUGGUGGCAAGAGACGCACAGGAGCAGGGCCGAGUGGCGGCACAGAGAAGGGAGGAUAUGGCGGCACUGCUGCGAGGCAUGGUGUUGUGCUGCGGACCGCUUGCUGCUGCGAGGUUCCUGGCUUCGACACCGCCACAGGUGUUUUGGCAGCACGCCCCCUUGCUGCUCGCAUGCCUGUCGCACCCCCGGCACCUGCACCUGGCACCUGCUGUGCUGCGAUGCUUCCAGGAAGCUGUACCAUCCUUCCAAGAAGCUCUGGCCAGCAGGGCAGGGAUGGAGGACUGA
Messenger RNA from Closterium sp. NIES-65, 2142 nucleotides. The record is from the annotation of a GenBank genome assembly. Lineage: Eukaryota; Viridiplantae; Streptophyta; Zygnematophyceae; Desmidiales; Closteriaceae.